This is a messenger RNA of Gryllus bimaculatus (two-spotted cricket), 3851 nucleotides long. The record is from the annotation of a GenBank genome assembly. Lineage: Eukaryota; Metazoa; Arthropoda; Insecta; Orthoptera; Gryllidae.
AAUCCUGGUAGAUUUUGGCGCUUGUUUGGCGUUUGGGCGCGGCGAACCGCGGCGAACUGAACAGUCUGGACUCUGGAAGGAGUGUUCGCCAAAUGUUUUGUUUUCAUUAAUUUUGAUAGUGAUUUUAUACAACGUGGUCAAUUUUGAUAGCAGUGUCAUCGUGCGCAUAUUGUACUGUGGAAACUUUGUAUCGGUUUGCAUGUCGUUCUCGAGGAAGUAAUUGAAUCCCGUGAUUCCGAAAUGGAAGAGCGAAACGCGUUAGUGUGCCAGGUAGUUGUGAAUGAUCAGUUGACGGAUCCUCUUGCCAUUGACCCUUUGAGUGAUUGUACUACCCAAUACUUGAAUCUGGAUACCAAAAAUGAAGAGGAGGUUCAAAAUUUAGUUUCAUGUCAAAAGCAGGAUCAGUUGACGGAUCCUCUUGCCAUCGACCCUUUGAGUGAUUUUACUACCCAAUACUUGAAUCUGGAUACCAAAAAUGAAGAGAACGUUCAAAAUUUGGUAUCAUGUGUAAAACAGAAGACAGAAGAUGAAAUAGAGUCUGCCUUUCUUGUGAAAAUAGUUCCUUCUGAUGUAUGCAUUGAAGGAACUUCAUCAAAUUUUCAGGAAGAAGAUCCUCUUUCAGAUAUUCUCAAAGUACCUUUGGUGCCAAAAAUACAGUUGUUGGAUAAGAAAGAACCAUUAGAUCAGGAUUCUGAGAAAGGCAAGAACUUGUCUACCUCUCCAGUAAUAAUGUUUUCAAAAGCCUUACCCCCUCAAAAGUCAAUAUCUGCUGAGCCUCAGGAAGAAGAUCCUCUAGCUGAUAUUCCAGGGGUACCGAGAUCAAAAAUACCUGCAACAAAUAAGGAAAAUAUGCUGGUAAACAUUAAUUUUCCUGAUGAACCAAUAGAACCAACAAUGCCAGUUUUGGUUCAGGAAGAAGAAUCAUCAUUGCAGAGAUCAGAGGAUGGAGAUCCCAAAAGAGUACUUGAAAAAGAGUCCGGUUAUGAAGUUACUCCUGUGAGGAAUGAAGAACUUAGAUCUGAGCACGGGACACUGACGUUUCAAAGUCAAAACUCAAACGUCAGUGAAGAAGAAAACAAUGCAGAACGCCGGAAACGUAAAAGUGCCGUUGCAGCCUUAGCUUCCAUACAACGUAGUAGAGUGGAAAGUAAUGAUAGCAGCGAGACUGAAACCUGUAGUGAUGGUGAUUAUUCUAUAGAUUCGGAGAGUAGUGCUUCAGAGGAAGAAGGCCAUUCAAGAAGUGUAAAUCGAAAAAUCCAUACUACUCCUGGGCCAUCGGCAGCUGCUACAACAAUAACAACAGUAGCAACAACUUCGUCUGCAUCAGUUUCAGCAACUAUAUCAUCACAGUUGGUAUCAAUAUUGUCAUCUGUCCAUGCUUGUUCUGAGAAGUGCAGUUGUAGUGAAUUGGAAAUGCAGUGUCAUGCUGCAGGCUGCCAUCUUACCCAUCCAGAGACACACCAACAGGCUGCAAGUUCGCAGGUGCAACACCUUGUUCGUGUACAAGCAAAUAGCAAUCAGCAACAGGGACAGUUGAUCUCUGUUGUCACUUCUGAUGUUCCAAAAAAGAGAGAUAUGAUAUUGACAAAAACCCUAGCUCCAUCAUUAUCAACAGUGUCAUCUCUUCUUCAAGUUACAUGUGCUUGUUCUGAAAAUCACGUUUCUAGUGGUGUGGAAAUGGAAUAUCAUUCUUUAGGCUGCCCUCAUGCCCAUCCAGAGGUGCCAGAUCAGGCAUCAGCAAGUCACUUGUUGCAACGCCAUGAUCUUGUUAGAAGAAAUAGUUCACGUCAACAAAAGGGACAAUUUCCCUCUUGCUUAAUUCACUCCGAUGAGUUUACUAAACAAGAUGUGGCCAAGUCACCUGGUCAGAUUGCAAAAAGUAACCUGUGUCAAAAUGGUUUUAGAAAGAAUAGAAUAGAUGCCCAUAAAGUGUCAAAACAAAUAAAUACUCCAAAGUGUGUGAAAGAAAAGUUGACGAUAGAAUCUGCAAUUGGUAAUAAAGCUAAGUCACUUCUAUUACAUUCAAGGGAACAGUCUGUGACGGCUAAUAAUUUUAUUAUCAGAAACAGAAAUAAGAAUUAUAAAGAAACUCUUCUUCAUUCGAAGGGUAAUCGUUAUGAACAGUGUCAUGAUGAAGUAAAAUCCACUGGGACAGAGGAAAAUUUACACAUGGGUGAAAUUAUUAUUCAUCCUAUGUCUGGUCUUUUAGUUUCCAAAAUUUCUUAUGAUUAUAGUAAUAAGAAUGAUAGUGUUCAGACAGACUUUCUUUAUGAAUGUCUCAAGUGCAGGCAGAUUUUUUCUUCAGAACAGUAUCAGCAGACUCAUAGUGCUCCAAAUAAUGCUGAAGAGCAAUCGUUUGCAUGCCAUAAAUGUGAGCAGAGAAUGACCUUGCAUCUUGAACUGGCUGAACAUUACCAUAAGAAGCACCGGUCUCGCAGACAAUGUGUUUGUCCAAUAUGUGGCAAAGUGUUGAAUAAAAAGUCAGCUUUGGAAUAUCACGUUCGCUAUGUUCAUUCCUCAUCAAGGCCUUUUGUUUGCGAGAUAUGUUCAAAGACUUUCAAAAAUGAUUCCGGCCUCCAAAGCCAUAUGAUGGUGCACGAUACUAGUAAAUAUUUUAAAUGUGAAAUAUGUAAUUUAGAUUUGAAACAGAAGAAAGGUUACAGGAAACAUAUGAGAAGUCACACUGGUGUAAAACUAACUGUGAAGUGUCAUAAAUGUGAUAAAACUUUAUACAAAUAUAGUUUGAAAAGACACCUGCAAGAAGUUCAUGGUAGUGAACGAAAUUUUGUUUGUAAUGUUUGUAAUAAGACGUAUGUUUCACAAGCUAGAUUGAAGUUGCAUGUAAGAACAGUUCACGUUAAUAAGCAAUUUGCAAAAAAGCAUGUGUGUGAGGUGUGUGGGAAAGGUAAGUCAACAGUUGCUGCAUUGAGAGAUCAUAUGAACAGUCAUUCAGGGGAGAAACCUUAUAUUUGCCAUGUAUGUGGAAAGAACUUUUUCACAAACAAUGGGUUAAUUAGUCAUUUGAUUUUACAUGGUGACAAAAAAUUCAAGUGUGACGUGUGUGGCUACACAUGCAAUCGAAUGGACAAUCUAGUUACCCACAUUCGUUCUCAUACAGGAGAGAAGCCUUAUAAAUGUACAAUUUGCAAGAAGGGAUUUACUCGUUUGGACAACUUACAGACACACAAGCGUCUGGUUCACAACAUUCUCAGUUCCAAGUCGAAGUGACUUCAAAUUUUCAAUAUAUGUGUGGUAAUUAAGAUCAAAUUAAUCAAACUUUUGCCUGCUAGUACAUUUCUCAAAUAUGGGUCCUGCAUUAGGCAACAUGAUUGGUCUAAUUGUUUCCUUGGUCACCAGAAACCUCAUUCAGGUUGGCCACUUUCUGGAAAGUUAGAAAAUUUCAUUGAUCUGGAAAGGUCAGGAGAUUUUUUUCAGAAAUCUGAAAUUUUUUUUAUAGAAAGUGAAUAGUUCAUUGAAUUGAAUUGUUUAUUUCAAACACCAUAUUCCUCAUUUCAAAAAAAACAAAGAAAGUGUCCUAGCAAUGCAGGCUAGAUUUUUCUGAUUUCAAAAUAUUCUUUAAUAUAAUGACAGUUGAUAAAUGAUUUUUUACAGAUCACAUACAUUUUUUUUUAAUGUUGAAAGUUGUGCACUUGAUAGGUUUCUACAAUAAAUAAUCAAAAAUGUGCUUGAAAACAUGAUUUCUUUUAAUCAAAUAAAACAUCUUUUAUUUUAUUUUUUUUAAUUAAUAUCAGAUUUUUUAAUUAUUUUGUAUGCCUUUACUUUAAAACAAAAUUGUUAAGUGAUGUAUUUAUUUUUAAUUACUUUAAGAGCUGAAAAAAUGUGUCUUAAAA